AUGCUGCCACCGCCUGUUCCAUCGUCGGCCGAAACAACCUGGUCGGGCUCAAGUCGCAAAAGGAAGCGAAGUGAUGUGGAAAGUGCCAUUUCUUCUAGUACAUCCUCGGCGUCGCAAUUCACAAGGAGGACGAAGAAAAGGAUAGCGGAGCGCAAUGGUGGCGAGCAGUGCUGGCAUUGCGGUGCAAGGGCGCCGGAUAUUGCUCCCGUUGUCGGCAGAAAGGACGGCUCGUUCGGCGACUAUGUUGCCUCCGGUCUCUUAACAUUCGAUCAUCUUGGAGAUGAGCAAAAUGGUCUUCCUCUUUGCCCUUCGUGCCACCGAGCGUUCGACGACCUCAACAAUCCGGGGCUGAUCUUCAUUCCCAUCGACCUGGACUAUUUCAUCGAUUUUGAGCUCAAGGAUUACCAGAGUCGGAUCGAUAUUGCGCAACGGCAUGGGGACAUUCCUCCUCGAAUGGUUCCUACACCACAGAUGUAUUCAGAAUAUCUCAAGAGGCAAAACCUCUUGUCUUCUGAGGCAGUCGGCGGCCUGUACUGGCGGUACACCCUGCGAGACUUCUUCCCCGUCAACGCGGAUAGGAGCUUCAUACCAGGAUUGGGUCCCUUCAAAGAGCCAGGAGUAUGGUGUGGCGCACCGACGGCCGCACUUAGACGCGUCUUUCAUAUCUUCGGCAACCCUACCACGGAGGGAAUUCCAGAACCUCAACUAGAGCAGUUGUGGCAGCUGCGCAAGCUAUACGCUCGAAAGGUCACAUCAACAGAAUUGCAUGAAUCUGCUGGAACCGUGCGAAGUGCAGAACAAAUUGACGAGAUGAAGAAUGAUAGCCAAACUCCAAGCAAUACACCCGUAACCACCUCAUCAAUACAUCCCGUUUCAAGAGUGUCGCCAAGAGCUUGUGAGCCCAGGAACCACGAUCGAAUUUCGAAAACGACGCAAGCAAGACGGAAAUCAGCAACACUGCGGGCCCCGAGCAGCAUCCAGCUCUUGAAGUAUGGACGGGGUGCUUCCACCGAGAGCAACAUCCAGCGAUAUGUAACCAUGAUAAUGUCUAGUAAGGCCACUGGACAGAACGAGGCUUGUGAAGUCUGA
Messenger RNA from Fonsecaea erecta, 1089 nucleotides. RefSeq lists its product as hypothetical. Bases 1 to 1089 code for a protein of 362 amino acids. NCBI's taxonomy places the organism in Eukaryota, Fungi, Ascomycota, Eurotiomycetes, Chaetothyriales, Herpotrichiellaceae. The transcript has 2 exons. The record is from RefSeq and is a predicted model, not a curated record.